This is a messenger RNA of Danio aesculapii, 1566 nucleotides long. It is a transcript of the gene fahd2a, whose product is annotated as fumarylacetoacetate hydrolase domain containing 2A. The record is from RefSeq and is a predicted model, not a curated record. The transcript has 8 exons. Lineage: Eukaryota; Metazoa; Chordata; Actinopteri; Cypriniformes; Danionidae. The coding region runs from base 231 to 1136 and encodes 301 amino acids. Gene Ontology annotation, molecular function: hydro-lyase activity.
AUUUUUCGGUCACGUGACAGCGGUGCUGGACUGACAGUGAGCUACAGUUUCAAAGUACAAAGAAGAUUGUGUAAUUUAAGUGCAAUAUAUUGAGAUGUGUGAGCAAGUAAGACAUCAGUCUUCAGACAGAUCUGUUUUGUAAGCGUCAUUUCAUUUUUUUUAAACGUGCACGAUCAGAACUCGUCUGUUUUGUGAACCAAGAUCAGCUCACUUUGAGGAGACUCAAUGCCAUGUUCUCCGCAGGCCCCGUCAGAUACUUCGCCAGGAUGAGACUAGUCCAGUUCUGCCAUAAAGGCGCCGAGGGGUUUGUGCGGGUCGGGGUGGAGCAGGAUGAAGGUCAGGGGAUCGUUGAUCUGAAAGCUUUUGACCCCUCCAUGCCUUCCACUAUGAGGGAGUUUCUGGAAUUGGGGCUAAAGGGAAUGGACUGUGCUAAGAGGGCUUUGUCCAGUGGUCAGAAUGUGCUGCCGCGGUCAGACAUCAGACUGCUCUCUCCGGUGACCAAUCCAGAGAAAGUGGUCUGUGUUGGUAUGAAUUACAAAGACCACUGUCUAGAGCAAAACGCGCCCAUUCCCAAAGAGCCCAUCAUAUUCAGCAAGUUCCCUUGCUCCAUCACUGGACCUGAUGAUGACAUCAUUCUGCCAGAGGAGAGUCAGGAAGUGGACUGGGAGGUGGAACUCGCCUUUGUGAUUGGACGGAAAGGGAAGCAUAUAAAGGAAGAAGAAGCCCUAUCCUAUAUUGCAGGUUUCACUGUAGCGAAUGAUGUGAGUGCGCGUGAUUGGCAGAUGAAGCGCAAUGGAAAGCAGUGGCUGCUGGGAAAAACAUUUGACACGUUUUGUCCGCUCGGCCCAGCGCUGGUUACUACUGAUUCACUGAAAGAUGUUCAUAAGCUGGGCAUCCGCUGUCUGGUGAACGGAGCCACAGUUCAGGACAGCAACACCAAUCAAAUGAUCUUCCAGACGGAGAAGCUGGUGGCCUGGGUCUCACAGUUUGUGACUCUUUAUCCCGGUGAUGUGUUUUUGACCGGAACUCCUCCAGGUGUGGGAGUGUUCAGAAAUCCACCUGUGUUUCUAAAGAAAGGAGAUGUCGUGGAGUGUCAGAUUGAUGGGAUCGGAUCGAUACGCAACACAGUCGUGUAACAGCGAGAUCUUCUACAUUGACUGAAGUGCCACUGCUGUAUCCUUAGCUAAUUAAUUAGAACAUAAAACAUGGAUUUUUUUCUUUCUUUUUUUAGCUGGAGGACAUAAAAUAAACAUGCUCUGUCCCACUUCUUAAACAAAAACUUUCUAUAAUGCAGCAUUUAUUCUUCAUUAUUUCCUGCCUGUCACUGAAUCAGCACACAUGUAUUUUUCAUCAUGUGAUUUGUCAAACUGAAGGUGAAAUGCAGAAAAUUAGAGAAUGUAUGAUUAUUUUUUACCAGUAGAGGGCAUUACUGAGCCGUGUAGAGUGUACCCGGUGUUAUUUCUAGUUCAUCUUCAUCACUUCUCAGCUUGAGAUACAGUAGAUUGUGUGUUAAAUUACACUGACACUCAAUCGUGACUAUUAAACGUGCUGGAUUACUAUGGAAAA